AAAACACAACUCAACCCGGGGUCUUUCCUCUUCAGUCUCCUUUAGAGCAUCAGAGAAGACCUGCUCUGCCAUAAUCAUUAUGAAGCCGGCAGUCAAGUGUUUGUGCUUCUUGCAUUUGGCCUUUUUUAGUCUUGGACUGGACGCCUUCAUAUCAGCCAGCAGAAGCAAAGCCACUCAGUCUGAUGCAGGGUAUCAGAGCCAGGGCAGAAUGCCUCCAUUGUUUGCGAGGAGGGGACAGCAGCGCCUUGGUGUGCUGGUUAAACACAGGAUUGUUUCACCUCAAAACGUCGUUCCUCGUCCCAGAGAGGUCCCAAACCCCAUCCUCUCCAAGUGCUCCCAGCUCGGACAGAGCUGCGUGCCUCUGUGGGGCUGCUGCGGUCGCUGUGAAACAUGCCACUGCCGCUUCUUCAACGCAAUCUGCUUCUGUCGGAAAGCCAAGUCCCAGUGUGGCAUAAAAUUACUGAACACAAAGUCAAAAAAGAGACCCAACCCUAAAAAAACACUUGGCCUUUGAAAGAAAUUCAACUGGAGGCAUCAGCCUCUGUGAACAGUCUAAAUCAAUGUAUCCCUCUUGUAGAAGGAACCUGCUUAAUUAUAACCACUUUAUAAACAAGUUUACAUUUCUUUAGAUAUUUAU
Cyprinodon variegatus (sheepshead minnow) is the source of this 637-nucleotide messenger RNA. RefSeq names its product agouti-related protein-like. Gene Ontology annotation, molecular function: neuropeptide hormone activity; type 1 melanocortin receptor binding. Gene Ontology annotation, biological process: hormone-mediated signaling pathway; neuropeptide signaling pathway; adult feeding behavior. The record is from RefSeq and is a predicted model, not a curated record. The coding region runs from base 80 to 514 and encodes 144 amino acids. Gene Ontology annotation, cellular component: extracellular region. Lineage: Eukaryota; Metazoa; Chordata; Actinopteri; Cyprinodontiformes; Cyprinodontidae. The transcript is spliced from 3 exons.